GAUGGACCGAUGGAGACACAGGAUGGCUAUCCGGACCGCUAAAGCUUUGGAUAUGUGAGCGAAUUUAAUUCUGCAAAAAAUACACUUUUGGCCAAAUCUGGUGUGGCUGUGUAAGGGAAAGUCAUGCCGCUGGUGAAAAGAAACAUUGAACCCAGGCACCUGUGCCGCGGGGUGUUGCCCGAGGGCAUCGGCAGUGAGCUGGAGUGUGUGAUGAACAACACGCUCUCUGCCAUCAUACGCCAACUCAGCAGUCUGAGUAAACACGCUGAAGAUAUAUUUGGAGAGCUCUUCAACGAGGCAAACACGUUCUAUUUGCGGGCAAACUCUCUACAGGAUCGGAUUGACCGACUUGCCGUCAAGGUUACGCAGCUGGACUCUACUGUUGAAGAGGUCUCUCUUCAGGACAUAAACAUGAGGAAGGCUUUCAAAAGCUCUACUGUACAGGACCAGCAGGUGGUGUCCAAGAGCAGUGUACCGAACCCGGUGACAGAGAUGUACAACUUGAGUGACAAACCCCCACCUCUUAAUAUUCUCACACCCUACAGAGAUGAUGAUAAAGAAGGCCUGAAGUUCUACACUGACCCCUCCUACUUCUUUGAUCUGUGGAAGGAAAAGAUGCUACAAGACACAGAAGACAAGAGGAAAGAAAAGAGACGACAGAAGGAGCAGAGGCAAUGUGUAGAUGGCACACUGCAGCGGGAGGUUAAGAAGGUGCGAAAGGCACGAAACCGCAGGCAAGAAUGGAACAUGAUGGCCUUUGAUAAGGAGCUGCGACCUGACCAUCGACAUGCUCACACGGUGCACAGAGGACGCUCUACUGAAGGCACCAUGUCCCCAGAGCACAGGUCUCAUGGCCAAGAUCAUAUAGAUCAUGGUUAUCUCAGCAUGGCUAACCAUGCAGGCCAUGCCCACACUUACUCUGGGCCUCCACCCAGUAUGGCAGCCUUGGCAGCUCAUGCCCAAAUAAACAUGGACCAGGAUUACAGGGCUGGGUCUAUGGCAUACCGUUCUGGCCGUCCACAUCAGGCCCCGCCCCCUCCCCCAGCAACAAACACAAUGAAUGGCUCCAUGACACUUCCACCUGUCAACUACAGUGUGGAUUACAUGAAUUCUGGCCCCCCACCUCCAACACCAGCUGUUAUUCCAUCAGCACAAACUGCUUUUGCAAUGCCGCCCAUGGGCCCAGUCCCGCUUCCAGGCCAUCUAGGACCAUUGGGAGCAGUCGCUGGCUUUGCCCCAUCUAUUCCACCUGCUUCUGGACCAACAGUUGCCCCUCCUCCACCAGUAGCCCCACCCCCUCUUCCCAAUGCAAGCCAAUCAAUCACUCCCAAACGACCCUCUGUGCCUAAUGAGGCCCAGCCCAUAAACGAUGCUCGCAGUGACCUGCUCGCAGCUAUACGAAUGGGUAUUCAGCUGAAAAAAGUUCAAGAGCAGCAGGAGCAGCAGGCAAAACGAGAGCCGGUGGGCAAUGAUGUCGCCACCAUCUUGUCUCGCCGUAUAGCUGUGGAAUACAGUGACUCUGAGGAUGAAUCUGAGCUAGAGGACAAUGACUGGUCUGACUAAAACAAUGCAUAAUAACAUACAAGAUCAUACAAAGGUUCACAACACUAAAUUCACAAACAAACGUUAACAUUACAUUUCCCAUGAACAAAAUGUUCUUAUAUACAGGGUCCAAAAUUAACUUUUUGCCACAGGCGCCAAUAGCGGGUGAAUUGACAAAAUUUACCUGCUGUAAAUAUUUCUGAACAAUUAAAUUUUUUGUCCUUAUGACAAUAGAAUUAUUUAGCUGUUUUUCCGUGUAUAUUAGUGACAAACAACACGGGUCAGUGCGUUACUUGCAGCAUCAUAUACAAGAUCAGUGUCGGUCUCUCAGUAAUACUGCACCUGUCACAAAAACAUGAAAACACUUCCUAACUUUUGUUCCUUAUAUUUUCAUUUUGGUGGCUUAAUGCGAGGAACGAUAUGGGUUGCCACAUUGUGUUGAAAGUGAUCACACUUCAUCGAAACUCCAACUAUAGUUGUUAUUGUUUGACUUACACCAUGUAUUAUGUUUCUAUUUAAGAUUCUAAUAAAGUUACCGGCCAACUCUGGGCCAAUUUUUACUUGUGUUUUACGAGUGUUAAUUUUGGACCCUGCUUGUAUUUUAUGAAGGCCGUCUACAGGUGCAUCUCAAUAAAUUAGAAUGUCGUGGAAA
Molecule: messenger RNA, 2194 nt
Organism: Myxocyprinus asiaticus (Chinese sucker)
Lineage: Eukaryota; Metazoa; Chordata; Actinopteri; Cypriniformes; Catostomidae
Gene: wasf3b
Product: WASP family member 3b
Exons: 9
Coding region: 124-1563 (479 amino acids)
Biological process (GO): actin cytoskeleton organization; positive regulation of Arp2/3 complex-mediated actin nucleation
Cellular component (GO): SCAR complex; cytoskeleton
Molecular function (GO): protein kinase A regulatory subunit binding; Arp2/3 complex binding; actin binding
Source: RefSeq, a predicted model, not a curated record